CGACGUGUCUAGCAUUAUGGUCUAAAAGAUCACGAGCUAAACUUCGUCUUAGCAUUCAGAAAUCAAGUGGGAACAAUGUCCACGUUGAGCGGAGGAACUUUGCGGAGUGAAAGAGGAGCCCCCACGUCGCCGACACUGGACUGAGUGCAAAUUAAUGCACGCUAAGGUUGUUCUCCACAGACUAGAAGAUCCAUAUGUCAGCCAAGCCCAUUAUCCUGAGCACCCGGAGUCUGCACGCAUCAAGGACGAGGAGGAAGGGUCCCCAUCCAUUAAGGAUGAAGAAGAGUUCGUAUACAUUAAAGGUUUCAGAGGAUAUCUUGGUGCUGAGCGGCAGGAGCCAGAAUCUCCUGGCGUUAAAGAGGAUGUUGAGCUCCCUCAAAUCAAAGAGGAGGAGGAGCCAGAGCCCUGUCAACAGAAGCAACUUCCAAUCAAAAAGGAGGAGGAAGAGGAGAAGCAUAUCACUAGGUCAAAUGGUGAGCCCUUGAAGAGUGAAGAUGGUCCAAGUGAGGCUGGCAGAGGGGCGGAGCCUCCAAGCGGCUGCAGCAGCAGCUCAACAGAAGGAUUGCAGGCAGACAUUUUCAUCACUCCGUCAAACAGAAGUGGCACCACAUCACACUCACCUUACAAUGAUGAUGGUCAUCAGAACUCUCGCAGUGACGACAAACUCUCUCGCAAAUGCUCUCAGUGUGGGAAAACCUUUCCUACCAAGCAAACUUGUCAUUCGUAUAGACCCUACUCACGUGACGUCACAGCCACGCCCCCGCGCCAUGAUGUCCGCAUACUCGCCAUAGAAAUGCAUUAGCGCUUCGUAAAUUCUUCCUAUUAUUGCACGUUUUACUGCUCGUCAACAUUAAUACUCAAAAUGGUGAAGUCGUGUGUGGCGGUCGGUUGCAAAAACAGAGAAGAUAGACGGAGAGACUUGAAUUUUUACCGUAUUCCGAGAGACACGAAGAGGAGGCCGCGAUUGACUGCUGCAAUUCGACGAGACAACUGGGCUCCAAACGACUACCACAGAUUAUGUAGUAGUCAUUUUAUAUCUGGUAAGAUGCAUUUAAUAUAUAUUUAGAGGGUUUCGGGCUGACAACCACAAUUAAGAUCAUUGCUAGGCUAAUCGCCGACAACAUACACGUAUGUAUGUAGUUAGUGCUAUCGCUAAACCAUAUAAACAUUAAAAGCCCUAGCUCCAUUGACAAAUGACAUGAAAUACAUUAGACUUGACAGUGGAUGUUAGCAAGAACAAAAGAUUUUCAAUUGAAAAUUUCGUAACUCACCUUCCGAGCACAAGAUUCCUGCCGAAUUUUCGUGUACGAGGACGUGUUUCACCUAACCAGCAACGUAGCAUUUAUAAGCCUCCAAGCUCUUAAAGUUUUUCAAACUUUCGUGAGAAUAGGCUGAUUUUGUGUGGGUAUCAGAUGUCAGGCGAAGCCAGCGGGUCGAAAAACAUCGAUUUAGGCAUCAAAUACGGAUCUGGCGAAUGGAUAAACUGAAGCUUUUCCACGUAACGCCUUUUAUGCAACGGAUCCAAUGAGUUUACAGCGUCAGAUAACACCGGGGCUUCCAUGAAUUGCUCUAUAACUUGCUCGACUAAUAGAAAACAAUGAGAAUAGGUCUGAAAAAGAGGUACAAUAUGGCGGCCGGAAACAGCGACACGCCCAUUUUGUGACGUAGGUGAGUAGGGUCUAUAUGAGGAAGCACACUGUCGAAAAGCCUUUUUCCUGCUCAGUUUGUGGUCAAAGAUUCGCUCAAAAGCAAUUCUUGAAAGUCCACAAUAGAACCCACACUGUUGAAAAACCUUUUUUCUGCUCAGUUUGUGGUCAAAGAUUCGCUCAAAAGAAAUACUUGAGAGGACACACAAGACUUCACACUGGCGAAAAACCUUUUUCCUGCUCAGUUUGUGGUCAAGGAUUCUUUCAAAAGCAACACUUACAAAGUCACGAAAGAACCCACACUGGCGAAAAACCUUUUUCCUGUUCAGUUUGUGGACAAGGAUUCAGUUGCAAGAGCAACUUGAAACAACACAGAAGAACCCACACUGGCGAAAAACCUUUUUCCUGCUCAGUUUGUGGUCAAAGAUGCAGUCUCAAGAGCAACUUAAAACGACACAUAAGAACCCACACUGGCGAAAACCCUUUUUCCUGCUCAGUUUGUGGUCGAGGAUUCUCUCAAAAGCAAUGCUUACAAAGUCACGAAAGAACCCACACUGGCGAAAAACCUUUUUCCUGCUCAGUUUGUGAUCAAAGAUUCAGUCAGAAGAGCACCCUAAAAAAACACAUAAGAACCCACACUGGCUAAAAACUUUUUCCUGCUCAGUUUGCGGUCAAGGAUUCUCUCAAAAGCAACACUUAAAAGUCACGAAAGAACCCACACUGGAGAAAAAUGUUAGGUUUUGUGUUGGUUUCCUCUUAGUGUGUCCCCGUGAUUGCCUAUUAAUUUCACCUGUUGUGCCUUCUCCUAGUUUAUCACUGAACUUGCAUCCUCCUGUGCUCACCUGUUCCUCGUUGCUUCGUUACCCCUUGUCUGCGUGUGUGUAUAUAGGCUCCCAGUUUCUUUUCAUUCCUUGUUGCGUCAUUGUCAAUGCCCAUGUGCUCGUCAAUGUCUGUGUUGGUGUCUGAGUCAAGCCCUGUCCAAGCCCUCGUGUAUCAGUCCCUCCGAUUUAAGUAAGUUUUGUUUGAAUCUUGCCCUUUUGAUCCCCAGUGC
Molecule: messenger RNA, 2697 nt
Organism: Corythoichthys intestinalis (scribbled pipefish)
Lineage: Eukaryota; Metazoa; Chordata; Actinopteri; Syngnathiformes; Syngnathidae
Exons: 3
Coding region: 155-802 (215 amino acids)
Source: RefSeq, a predicted model, not a curated record